GAAACCAUAGAGCAGGGCACUUUCAGUCGACCUAAAUUAGUAUGAAUAGUUUUACAUUUGUUGGCAAAUUUUGUCUGUUUUGCUUGGUUAUAUGUGCUAUUCCAGCGCAAAAGAUAUACGAAGGAAGAUGGGACCUUAAAGACUCGCCCCCGCCACACCAAGAAAAGGCCAAGACUGCAAGAUAUCUGGUACAUGCAACGUCGUGGGCAGUCGUUGCAACAACGUCGACAUUAAAAGAAAUAGCUGGAAGACCGUUUUCGAAUGUAUUUUCUUUCUGCGACGGACCUAUUGAAAAUGGCACAGGAAUACCAUAUUUUUACGUCACUGAUUUUGACGUCAGCAUGCAAGAUGUUAUGAAGAAUCCAAUUGUUUCGUUUACUUUGUCGGAGGCGGAGAUCGAAUAUUGUGGAAAUCAGGAUUUCGAUCCCGAAGACCCAAGAUGCGCCAGGCUAACCUUGUCAGGAAAAAUGGUAAAUGUUACCAACAAUGAAGAAAGAGAUUUUGCUUUAGCAUCUUUAUUCAAAAGACACCCAGUUAUGAAGUCUUGGCCAACUUCUCAUGAUUUCCAUGUUACCAAGUUGGAAAUUGACAUGAUUUGGUUGCUCGACUACUUCGGAGGAGGAUCAGUUGUACCGCUGAAGGAUUACUUUGCAGCAAAUUUGUAGUCUGGCAGCAGAAUCUAACAGUCGAUUUGAGACACUGAAAGUCUGUUUCUAAAAUUAAGUGCAUUAUUUAUUCUUUAAUUGCUGAUAUUGUUUAUAUUUCAUAAAAUAUAUAAAUAAUUAUUUACUGAAACAAUUAAAUGUCCUGAUAA
Molecule: messenger RNA, 814 nt
Organism: Styela clava
Lineage: Eukaryota; Metazoa; Chordata; Ascidiacea; Stolidobranchia; Styelidae
Product: protein CREG1-like
Source: RefSeq, a predicted model, not a curated record